Musa acuminata subsp. malaccensis (wild Malaysian banana) is the source of this 1489-nucleotide messenger RNA. RefSeq names its product homeobox-leucine zipper protein HOX19-like. Gene Ontology annotation, biological process: regulation of DNA-templated transcription. The record is from RefSeq and is a predicted model, not a curated record. NCBI's taxonomy places the organism in Eukaryota, Viridiplantae, Streptophyta, Magnoliopsida, Zingiberales, Musaceae. Gene Ontology annotation, molecular function: DNA-binding transcription factor activity, RNA polymerase II-specific; sequence-specific DNA binding.
CAUACUUGCUGUGAAAGCAAACUCUGCAAUAUGGAUUACUGUAUGGUGAAGACAUAUCAAGAACGCUAAGAAAGAGGAAAUUAUGGCAACGAGAAGAGAGAAACAGAGAGAGGUAAUAUGAUGUCAUGUAUCCUUCUACUCCCGGUCUUGACCCGAGCGGUCAUCUCUCACCCCUCGCCUUCCUUAACCUAGGAGUUGGUCAUUGGUCGGCCUUUUCCUUUGGUGGCAGGGCGUUGGCUCGUCACAUUUGACUACAGUUCCACUGCAGUUAGAAAUGCCCCCCAUAAAAGGAUGUUUUGCUUAAUAGUGCCCUCUCGAGCUCCGUUUCCAGUUCAUUUCCUCGUUCUUCUCUCUGUCGCAGUACAAAGAAGAGGCAGCUGAAAGGGUAGAGAGCCAAGCUUGGAUGGACAUGGAUCCUCAUGAUACAUUUGAUACUGACCUUUCUCUUGGGCUAGGCAUCGGUCCUGCGAGCACAGCAUCGGCCGAUGACUGUCGUCGUCGGCAACGAGGAUGUUGCUCGCCUUGCACGAACCUGUUCCCUGACGAGCCGUCCCUCAGCUUGAGCCUCUCCGAUGAUGCCUCCGGUGGUGGCCGGACCAUGCAAAAGGCUGAAGCUGAUAGGCCAGCGCAGCUAUCGUCUUCUCGUAGCGCAGCCUCCUCGUUCUCCUCUGCUGCGUACGUAGCGAUCCCGAAGAAGAAGAAGAAGAAAAAGAAGAAGGAGGAGGAGGAUGAUGUGGGAGCCGAGGUGGAGAGAGUUUCAUCUCGUGGUAGCGAUGAGGAGGAGAACAGCAGCGGCAGGAAGAAGCUUAGGCUCACGAGAGAGCAGUCCGCUCUGUUGGAGGACAGAUUCAAGGAGCAUACUACCCUAAAUCCGAAACAAAAGCAAGCGUUGGCCAAGGAUUUGAAUCUGCGGCCCCGGCAAGUGGAAGUGUGGUUCCAGAACAGGAGAGCAAGGACGAAGCUGAAGCAGACCGAGGUCGACUGUGAGUUCCUUAAGAAGUGCUACGAGGCGCUGACCAACGAGAACCAGAGGCUACAUAAGGAGCUGCAGGAGCUCAAGGCUCUCAAAUUCGCGCAGCCACUGCUCCACAUGCAGCUCCCGUCGGCGGCCGCCCCCCUCACGAUGUGCCCAUCCUGCCAGAGGAUCAGCGGAGGCGGCGGCGACGCCAAAGACAGUUCCAAAGCACCAAAACCCGGUCACUGCUUGAAUCCUUUUUCUCAUUCAGCUGCAUGCUGAACCCACAGCCUCUCCAUUUUUACAGGGAGCUGGGGAAGCAUCUUUCAUACGAUUUGCUUAAACUAUAUCUCAAGUCAAUCAUAAAAGAAGGGAGGAUUCCAAUAGCUUCUCGAGGUACAAAGAUCUACAUGCGUUCGGGAAUGUUAUUGUUGUGAUUGAAGUGCUUGAUUCAUGAGCUGUAUCGAAGAAACAUAUCUGCAUCUCUUCUAUUCAUCUGUUGUUAGAUCAAACAAUGAGUUGUUUGGGCAUGAA